Helobdella robusta is the source of this 327-nucleotide messenger RNA. RefSeq lists its product as hypothetical. Lineage: Eukaryota; Metazoa; Annelida; Clitellata; Rhynchobdellida; Glossiphoniidae. The transcript has 3 exons. The annotation marks the transcript as partial. The record is from RefSeq and is a predicted model, not a curated record. Gene Ontology annotation, molecular function: DNA-binding transcription factor activity, RNA polymerase II-specific; RNA polymerase II cis-regulatory region sequence-specific DNA binding. Gene Ontology annotation, biological process: regulation of transcription by RNA polymerase II; anatomical structure morphogenesis; cell differentiation.
AUGGGGCAUAACUCUGAAAUGGUCAAGCCCCCAUACAGCUACAUUGCUCUGAUUGCCAUGGCGAUCAUGAACCAACCUAAUAGGAGAAUCACGUUGAACGGAAUCUACCAAUACAUCAUGGAUAAAUAUCCAUACUACAGGGAGAACAAACAAGGUUGGCAAAACUCCAUAAGACAUAAUCUGUCGUUGAAUGAGUGCUUCGUUAAAGUUCCGCGAGAUGAUAAAAGGCCUGGGAAAGGUAGCUACUGGACUUUAGACCCGGACAGCUACAACAUGUUUGAUAACGGAAGUUACCUGAGAAGGAGGAGGCGUUUCAAGAAAAAAGAU